AUGACCUCUCCUGGGAUAUAUCGCCCUGUGUCGGAGGAAGUGGAGCACGACAUCAUGGUGUCAGCUCUCAAGCAAGUGAUCAACGGCGGCAUUGAUGGUCUCACCCAGGAUUUGCACCUUCAAAUGCUACCACCCGCCGCUCAGAAUGACACGUCAGCAUCAUUCCCUUCAAUUGGAGCCAGCGUGGAUGCUGACGCGUGCCCAGUAUCCAGGAUUAACUGUCCGGGGUGCGAUCUCUUCCUCCCCAUUACAGAAAGCAACGAGAAGAAGAACAAAUCGUCGACAGCGAUGACGACGACGAAGAAGAAGUACAGGGGAGUAAGGCAGAGGCCGUGGGGGAAGGGGGCGGCGGAGAUAAGGGACCCGAGGCGAGCGGCGAGGGUUUGGCUGGGGACGUUCGAGACGGCAGAGCAGGCGGCGAGAGCAUACGACGGGGCUGCAUUGGAGUUCCGCGGAGCCAGGGCGAAGCUCAACUUCCCAGAGUCGGAAUACGGGGAGACAAGCCAAAGCGCAGCCGCAGAGGAGGCUAAGCCAAACGUAGGGGAAGGGGCGGAUGAGUCGAAGAGCAGCAAUACAGUGAGUGUGGAAGUGGGAGAGAGCUCUAAGGAAGAGAAUGAAUUCUGGGAUAAGUUCACUGAGGACGAGCUUAGAGGGAUGAUGACGGAUUUGGACCCAAGGCGGGCGGCGAGGGUGUGGCUGGGAACAUUCGAGACGGCGGAGCUGGCAGCGAGGGCCUAUGACAAGGCCGCCAUCGAGUUCCGUGGAGCGAGGGCCAAGCUCAACUUCCCGGCGUCGGACUACGCAGAUAAAAAGCAGAGCGGGGAGCAUGAGAAAGCUGACGAGGAGAUGCCAAAUGUAGCGGCGGAUGAGUCUAAGAGAACUAAUAACAAGAGCGAGACUGAGAGUGUGAAAGAGGAGUUGUGGGAUAUGUUUACGGAGGACGACCUUAGAGGGAUGGUCAUGGAUUUGCUUUGA
Messenger RNA from Corylus avellana, 975 nucleotides. RefSeq names its product ethylene-responsive transcription factor ERF109-like. Gene Ontology annotation, biological process: ethylene-activated signaling pathway; regulation of DNA-templated transcription. Lineage: Eukaryota; Viridiplantae; Streptophyta; Magnoliopsida; Fagales; Betulaceae. The record is from RefSeq and is a predicted model, not a curated record. Gene Ontology annotation, molecular function: DNA binding; DNA-binding transcription factor activity.